CUGUCACUGGCUUAUAUGGACAAGUCAGCCGCCGUCACGUGACCCCUGACUGCUAAAAACAGCUCAGGCACCCACUCUGAACCUGGGCCUGAAACAAUGUCUGCCACUGAACUAGACGCAAAGGACACUUGAUCACACAAUCAUUGGAAUUAUUUCAAGGAAACCCUUUGCAGGAGCCCAUCCAGAGCACCGUUUCCCUGCCGUGCGCACUGACGGCCAGGAGAUGAGCGCUUCUCUGAAUUACAAGUCUUUUUCCAAAGAGCAGCAGACCAUGGAUAACUUGGAGAAGCAACUCAUCUGUCCCAUCUGCUUAGAGAUGUUCACAAAGCCCGUGGUCAUUCUCCCUUGCCAGCAUAACCUGUGCAGGAAAUGUGCCAGUGAUAUUUUCCAGGCCUCUAACCCGUACUUGCCCACAAGAGGAGGCACAACCGUGGCAUCUGGGGGCCGGUUCCGUUGCCCAUCCUGUAGACAUGAAGUGGUUUUGGACAGGCAUGGAGUGUAUGGACUUCAGAGAAAUCUGCUGGUGGAAAAUAUCAUUGACAUCUACAAGCAGGAGUCCACCAGACCAGAAAAGAAGUCCGAUCAGCCCAUGUGCGAGGAGCACGAGGAGGAGCGCAUCAACAUCUACUGUCUGAACUGCGAGGUGCCCACCUGCUCCCUGUGCAAGGUCUUUGGGGCACACAAAGAUUGCCAGGUGGCUCCUCUCACUCACGUGUUCCAGAGGCAGAAGUCUGAACUCAGUGAUGGCAUUGCUGUCCUUGUGGGAAGCAAUGACCGAGUCCAGGGAGUGAUCAGCCAGCUGGAAGAUACCUGUAAAACGAUUGAGGAAUGCUGCAGAAAUCAGAAGCAGGAACUUUGUGAGAAGUUUGAUUACCUGUAUGGCAUCCUAGAGGAAAGGAAGAAUGAAAUGACACGAGUCAUCACCCGGACCCAAGAGGAGAAAUUGGAACGUGUCCGAGCCCUGAUCAAAAAGUAUUCUGAUCAUUUGGAGAAUGUAUCAAAGUUGGUUGAGUCAGGAAUCCAGUUCAUGGAUGAACCAGAAAUGGCAGUGUUUCUGCAGAAUGCCAAAACCCUGUUGCAAAAAAUUUCUGAAGCAUCGAAGGCAUUUCAGAUGGAGAAAAUAGAACAUGGUUAUGAAAACAUGAACCACUUCACAGUCAAUCUCAAUAGAGAAGAAAAAAUAAUACGAGAAAUUGAUUUUUAUAGAGAAGAAGAAGAUGAAGAAGCAGAAGGAGAAGGGGAAGGAGAAGGAGAAGAAGAAGUAAUAGAAGUGGAAGAGAUAGAAAAUGUUCGAACAGAGUCAUCAGGAGAAGAUGAAAGUCCGGAGAAAGCCACUCAGCCCUCUCCACAGGCCUCGGAGCUCCAGGUGCCCUCGGUGGCACUUCUGGUUUCCUCUGCAGAGCCACUUCCAGCCCUGCCAUCUACUGCUGAGACCCCAGUGACACAGGGGGAGGUUGUGCCCAGUGGCUCUCAACAGACCACAGAGUCUGAAACUCCAGUCCCUGCAGCAACGGAAACUACGGAUCCCUUGUUUUAUCCUAGUUGGUAUAAAGGCCAAACCUGGAAAGCUGCCAACCCACCUUCCACUGCAGGGAGUGAAAGUCUGGGACAAGUAGGGCCUUCAGGUUCUGAGGAAUCCAAUGAGCAGAAGGCAGCCGUGGCAGAAGCCGCAGCCAAUGAGAGGGCAGCAGAGAGUGGUAAGGAAACUAGUUCACCUGCAGCUACUUCUCAGACUGGAGUUGAGGCCCCUUCUCUUCAGGGACAAGCUGCAGCUUCAGGGAGCAGGGAUGAAGCUGAUUCUGAGCCAGCUCGCCACAUCUUCUCCUUUUCCUGGUUGAACUCCCUGAGUGAAUGAUGUUCAUUCAACUGCUGCCCCUCUAUCUGUCUGGCUGAGAGGCACAGAGGCAGCAGGGAAUCCAGAUGAAAUUAAUACGAUGCAGAUGAUGAAAUAGACCUCUGGACAGGAUUUCUGGAGGAAAAACACACAAACUUCAAUUCCAAAUGACUUAUCUAACACAUUGAAAGAAAAUAUUCUGAGAAAAUAGUUGCAGAUGGCAUUGGAAAAACAAACAAACUUGAUCUUAU
Molecule: messenger RNA, 2085 nt
Organism: Orycteropus afer afer
Lineage: Eukaryota; Metazoa; Chordata; Mammalia; Tubulidentata; Orycteropodidae
Source: RefSeq, a predicted model, not a curated record